Closterium sp. NIES-65 is the source of this 1140-nucleotide messenger RNA. NCBI's taxonomy places the organism in Eukaryota, Viridiplantae, Streptophyta, Zygnematophyceae, Desmidiales, Closteriaceae. The record is from the annotation of a GenBank genome assembly.
AUGAAAGGAGUGUGGAGAAUGAAAGGAGUGUGGAGAAUGAAAGGAGUGUGGAGAAUGAAAGGAGUGAAGAAUGAAAGGAGUGUGGAGAAUGCAGGGAGUGUGGAGAAUGCAGGGAGUGUGGAGAAUGCAGGGAGUGUGGAGAAUGCAGGGAGUGUGGAGAAUGCAGGGAGUGUGGAGAAUGCAGGGAGUGUGGAGAAUGCAGGGAGUGUGGAGAAUGCAGGGAGUGUGGAGAAUGCAGGGAGUGUGGAGAAUGCAGGGAGUGUGGAGAAUGCAGGGAGUGACGGCAUACAGGGAGACGAGGGCGGUGAGAUUGCCGAUGACAUCUGGCAGCACCAUUGUGAGCUCGCACUGCGCGCCAGCACAGGGUGGGGGGCGGAAGGGGGAAGAAAAAGAGCGGGAGGGGAGAGGGGGUGGGGGGGGGGAGGGGGGGAGGGGGAGGGUGCGGAGAGAGGGGGGGGAACUGCGGGCAUCAAGUGCAAGGGGGUUGAAGGGCGGAGGGGAUUGCAGGGCGGAGGGGAUUGCAGGGCGGAGGGGAUUGCAGGGCGGAGGGGAUGGCAGGGCGGAGGGGAUUGCAGGGCAGCACUCGGUCCUUGUGCAAGACGGGUGAAGCCACCCACGCUGAUAACUGACGCCCCCCAUCCCAAUAUCGCUUUCCCUCCCUCCCGUUUCCUCCCUCCCAUUCCCUUCCUCCCAUUCCCUCCCUCCCAUUCCCUCCCUCACAUUCCCUCCCUCACAUUCCCUCCCUCCCAUUCCCUUCCUCCCAUUCCCUCCCUCACAUUCCCUCCCUCACAUUCCCUCCCUCCCAUUCCCUUCCUCCCAUUCCCUCCCUCCCAUUCCCUCCCUCCAAUUCCCUCCCUCCCCCCAUUCCCUCCCUCUCAUUCUCCCCUCCCAUUCCCUUCCUCCCAUUCCCUCCCUCCCUUUCCCUCCCAUUCCCUCCCUCCUAUUCCCUUCCUCCCAUUCCCUCCCUCCCUUUCCCUCCCAUUCCCUCCCUCCCAUUCCCUCCCUCCCAAACCCUCCCUACCAUUCAGCCACUCCCUCCCAUUCCCUGACUUGCUCACUGCCACCCGCCGCCGUCUACUGUUGCCCACUGCCGCCCACUGCCGCCCAACUUCCUCCGUCCACACCUUCGAUGGUCGUUGA